Saitoella complicata NRRL Y-17804 is the source of this 1602-nucleotide messenger RNA. Its product is annotated as cysteine proteinase. Gene Ontology annotation, biological process: protein deubiquitination. The transcript is spliced from 7 exons. Bases 25 to 1482 code for a protein of 485 amino acids. NCBI's taxonomy places the organism in Eukaryota, Fungi, Ascomycota, Saitoellomycetes, Saitoellales, Saitoellaceae. Gene Ontology annotation, molecular function: cysteine-type deubiquitinase activity; zinc ion binding. The record is from RefSeq and is a predicted model, not a curated record.
AAACUGCCCGAUUUCAACCUGAAAAUGGUGUGCAAACAUACGAAGGACUUGCUGAAGGAGGCGGGGAAGCCGGCGAUGCAGGCCUUCAAUAACGCGGCGGCGGUGAUGGCUUUGUAUAGCGUAAAGGAUUCGAAGAGGAUGGAACGGGCGAGUGUAUUUCAGAAGUGUCAGGUUUGUCAGGACCCGCUAAAACGAACCUUUACCUGUCUGCAAUGUCCAUUUGUCGGGUGUUUCCGCGGUAAACAUGCCGAGGCACACGCAAAGAAAGUUGGACACCUUUUCGCGUUCGAUUUCGCAAGUGGACAGCUCUAUUGCUGGGCUUGUCAGGACUACGUCUACGUUCCCGUCUUUGACAAGAUCCGCAAGGUCAAGGAGACUGCCGCCGAGAACCGCGUUGCCAAAAGACACGCAAACAGCAAACGCGUGAAAUUAAACGACUGGGAACCUACAUCCGAAGAGCUUGCAAAGAUCAAAGAGAACACAAAACCACCCGCAUGUCAAGCUUCUGGACUACGCGGAAUACAGAACCUGGGAGCUACGUGCUUCAUGAGCGUCGUACUACAGAGUUUGAUCCACAACCCGCUUAUACGGAAUUACUUCCUGAGUGAGAGGCAUUCAAAGCGGAUGUGUGGGAGGACGCAUUGUGUUUGUUGUGCGAUGGAUGCGAUCUUCUUCUCAUCCGCGACGGAGGACAUACAAUCUUUCGGCCCGUCGUCCUUCCUGGCUACGAUGUGGCAGUCCUCAACCGAACUCGCUGGAUACGCCCAACACGACGCCCACGAAUUCCUCGUAACCCUCCUCAACCAAAUCCACCUCCACACACCCACCCACACAAACAAAGGCCACUGCCACUGCAUCGUGCACCAGACCUUUGGCGGCGUCCUCAACAACCAAAUCACCUGCGGAAACUGCGGGAACGUGAGUGUUGCGAGAGAUCCGAUGAUGGAUCUCAGUUUAUCGAUCGCGAGUAACGGGGUACCGACGAUCGACGGGGAAGGUGUGACGUUGAGGGAUUGUCUGGAGCGAUUUAUGGGGAAUGAGAAGUUGGGUGCGGAACAUCGAUGUGAGAAGUGUGGAGCGCAGGAAUCGACGAAGCAGAUGAGCAUCAAGAAAUUGCCGCCUGUAUUGGGUGUACAACUAAAGCGUUUCGAACACUCCUCGCUCUCAUCAGGAAAAGUCGACACCUACGUCCGCUUCCCCAUCCAACUCGACAUGCUCCCCUACACCACCCGCGCCCACAACUCCCCCGAACACCCCCUUGACCCGGAGAGCGGUAUGUACGACCUCUUCAGCGUCGUCUGCCACGUCGGACAACUCAACACAGGUCACUAUCGCAACUUUGCCCGAAGUGGAGACAACUGGUUCCUGUUUGAUGAUCAUAUGGUAACGGCGGCGACGGAGGGGCAGGUUACGAAGAGUCAGGCGUAUUUGUUGUUUUAUGUUAAGAGGAGACUGGAGUUUGCGGAUAUUCAGGAGGCUUGAGAGAAGCGCAUGUGUGGUAGAAGGGGGAGUUGGCGAUGAUGGUGCAUUUUUGGAAUUUAGGCAUGGCAUGGCAAAGGCGUACAGCUGAUCAUAGAAGCAUUUGAAUAAUAUAUUGGUUGC